Molecule: messenger RNA, 698 nt
Organism: Notothenia coriiceps (black rockcod)
Lineage: Eukaryota; Metazoa; Chordata; Actinopteri; Perciformes; Nototheniidae
Product: mucosa-associated lymphoid tissue lymphoma translocation protein 1-like
Exons: 4
Coding region: 258-698 (146 amino acids)
Source: RefSeq, a predicted model, not a curated record
ACCGAAAUCAGAGGAAGAAAGUCAUCAGGGGAACAAAAUCUUUCUGAACGAACGAGGGCCAUGCAGCAGAAAGGUCUAUUUUAAUGUAAGGGCGGUCGUUCCUGCUUCACUGGACUUGUUCAUCUUUGACUACUUUCUGGAAAUUCGUUUUCUGGCGUAACCUAUGGGCGUAACGUGUACCCGAACGCGACUUAACUAUCAAAGCACUGGUUGUUUGACUGGUGGAUUUUUCGGUGUGUUAGUGGUGUUUAACGAAGAUGGAAGAGGGAAAAAGCAUCGGUUCCUUGACUGAACAAGUGCUGAACAGGCUGUCAAAGAUGUUGGACAACUCCACCUGUGGAUGGAGGCAGCUGGCAAACGCUGUGUCUGAGCAGCCGAGAUUCCGCUGCAGUGAGAGCGAGCUGACCUGCUGCUCCCUCCAGGUGCUGAGCGCUGCAGGCAGCCCGGGACGCACUCUCCUCGCUCGGCUAGCCGAUCGCUCCUGCUCCCUGGACUUCCUGCUGCACUGCCUGAGGAAGAUAGACCACCAGGAAGCUGUGCACUACCUCACCUACACAGAGGCAGAGCUGAUCCAGAUCACAGUGCAGCCACAGACCCAGCAGGCCACAGUGGGGGGGCGGGUGGUGUUGACCUGCAGAGCCAGCGGCCCCCCGGGACUCAGCUACCAGUGGUUCAGAGGCAAAGAGGAGGUCAGUUAA